AAUUAUUAUAAACAUCUCUCUGCCAUUUCCCACCAGCAAAAGAUGUCUCGUCUUUUUAUUUUUCUAAACAUCUUCCUCGUUUUAAUCGCAAACACCACAUCUUUGACUGAACACAACGCAAACCCAAAGCCAAGACCAAAGCAAAAGCUUCAAAAUUUUGUAAUUCCGAUAUUGAAAGACGCCAAAACCAGUCUCUACUACACCACCAUGACCGUCGGGAAGCCACCACUCACCGUUAACCUAGUCCUAGACAUUAGUGGUUCAGCCUUAUACUUCCCAUGCGGAGACCUCGGCUAUAACUCAACCACCUAUGCCCCUGUCCUCUGUGGGUCCCGUGGCUGCCCACAACCUAAAGACGAAUGCUUCACUACAACUUGCUACGGCCCCUUCGGACCUACCUGCAGAAACGAUACAUGUAUAUCUGCUGAUGUCAAGUCCUACUUAGCUGACACCAGUGAACGCAAUUAUCUACUUAAGGACGAUGUGAUCCUAAGCUACUCGUCGUCAUCAUCAGCACACUUAGCCUCAAAACUCGCGGUGAGGGCGCGUUUCGCUUGCGUACCUUUCUUUGAUGCUUUGACGAAGCUUCCUUAUGGUGCUAACGACAUUCUUGGACUCAGUCAUAGCUCUACUUCUUUCGUUAAUGACUUAGUCUCUUCUUACAAGAUCCCCUUCAGAGUCGCUCUUUGUUUACCUUCUAAGUCUGGAAAGGGCUAUUCCGGGAAUGCUUACAUUGGUGGCGGUCCGUACUUGCUACCUCCAAACCGUAAAGAUGUCACAGAGUUAUUGGUUUCCACUCCUCUGAUGUGGGAACACAGACACAUUACUAGCUAUACCAUAGAUGUCACAUCUAUUGAAGUCAACGGAAAGAGGGUCGCUUCUAAUAGCAAUAAAGGUCCCUGGGGACCUGCACUGGUCGGCAAAUCAAUCCCUUACACUCGCUUGCAUAAUUCAAUUUACAAAGCUCUUGUUAAAGCUUUCGCAGGGAAAGCUCAGAAGCGAAAAGCCAUGGCUCCCUUCACUGACUGCUUUAGCUACAAAAGUUUUGGAGGAAAGACUCUGUUGGGAAAAGAGAUUCCAGUGAUUAGUUUGGUGCUAGGAGGUGGAGCGAAAUGGAAUAUCUAUGGACCAAACUCGCUGGUGAAGGUGACGAAGAAUGUUGUGUGUCUAGCAUUUGAAGGAGGACACAAUGAGGUAUAUCCAAUUGAGAUUGGAUCAUAUCAAAUGGAAGAUAACCUAGUUGAGUUUGAUCUUGAAGCCUCAAAGUUUUCUGUCACUUCUACUCUUUUGCGUCACAACGCAUCAUGUAGUCCGCAGUGAUGAGUUACUACAAAGCUCAUUACUUAUAUUAUAUCAUGAUCAUAUUAAUAAUAAAUAUAUUGGUUAAAGACUCAUAUGUAAGGAGAGCCUAUAUAUGGGUAGAGCCAUGUGAACACAAAUUGUGUACAUAAGCGAUAAAAAUACAUACAUAUAUUCUCAUUCGUAAAAAUUGUCUUUCAAAUAUC
Molecule: messenger RNA, 1505 nt
Organism: Eruca vesicaria subsp. sativa (arugula)
Lineage: Eukaryota; Viridiplantae; Streptophyta; Magnoliopsida; Brassicales; Brassicaceae
Source: the annotation of a GenBank genome assembly